AUUUCUUCGGUCGCCUUCUGCCAGUUGCCUAGUGACUCCACUGAUGGAUUUCUGCUUUUCAAAAUCUCAUCUCCCCAUUACGCGAGUGUCCAACUUUUACAGAACACAUUUCAUGAUUUUUUGUCGCCUUUCCAGCUGCCUCAUGGGUCGCAUAAAAAAGUCUCCUCUCGGAGCGAAUGUUGAGUAACUUCUGUGUCGUCCGGCGUGGUUAUGAAGAGCCUUGAAGAAAGAUGGAUAAAUAUAUUUUUAUCAGGGUGGUUGGGAAAGGGAGCUACGGGGAGGUGAACCUUGUGAAGCACAAAACAGACCGAAAACAGUAUGUCAUCAAGAAACUCAAUUUAACCACCUCCUCAAAACGGGAACGUCGGGCUGCAGAGCAGGAGGCGCAGCUUCUGUCCCAGCUGCGGCAUCCCAACAUUGUAACAUACAGGGAAUCCUGGGAAGGAACGGACCUCCAACUAUACAUAGUGAUGGGCUUCUGUGAAGGCGGCGAUCUCUACCAUAGACUCAAACAGCAAAAGGGAGAGCUGCUACCAGAGAGGCAGGUCGUGGAGUGGUUUGUCCAGAUUGCCAUGGCACUCCAGUACCUUCAUGAAAGGAACAUUCUCCAUCGGGAUCUUAAAACGCAGAAUAUAUUUUUGACAAAGACCAACAUAAUCAAAGUUGGGGACCUCGGCAUCGCACGAGUAUUGGAGAACCAGAAUGAUAUGGCCAGCACGCUUAUCGGGACCCCUUACUACAUGAGUCCAGAGCUCUUCUCUAAUAAACCGUACAAUCACAAGUCAGAUGUCUGGGCCCUGGGUUGCUGUGUGUAUGAAAUGUCGACACUAAAACACGCCUUCAAUGCCAAGGAUAUGAACUCACUGGUUUAUCGCAUUGUGGAAGGAAGGCUACCACAGAUGCCAAGUAAGUACGACCCCCAGCUCGGAGAGUUAAUCAAGAGCAUGUUGUGUAAAAGGCCAGAAGACAGACCAGAUGUCAGACUUAUCCUACGGCAACCUUACAUCAAGCGACAAAUUGCCAUGUUCCUUGAGGCUACCAAGGAAAAAACUGCUAAGUCAAGAAAGAAAGUUGCUGGUGGCAGAAGUGACAUCAGAAGCAACGAUGUAGCCGAUGUGGCGCAGCCUCAGCCAAAAUCUGAGCGACAACCUCCAAGUCCUCAGCCGGAGUCAAUUCCCAGGUUGAAACAGAAAGAGAAAUCACAACUCCCCCAAAAUCACAAUGGUCCCACAGAUUGUAACCCGGUUCAGACAACUCCACCGCCCAGGCAGUCUUCACCCGAUGUUCUCAAAAGCAGCAUCACAUCCAUGGCAACCAUCAGCAAAAUCCACGUUGACGUGUAUCCACAGGAGGAUGCAGAUGCCAUAAAGAGGCCAUCAGAGACACCUCAGUUAGCUGUGGCACGCCAUCAGGAUGAGAAAAAGCAGCCCUCUGACUCUUGUACGCAUCUUAAGCCACCACUAAAGCCUGUAUCAGUAGCUGGCAAAAGGGUAGGAGAUGAGAGAAAAGUAUCAAACGGCUUUCGUACAUUUCGGGACACCUUUUCCGUCGUUGAGAAAAAGGUGGCAGCUAAUGAUGACAGAGAGGACACACUGGAGCUCCUGAAAGAAGCGAACAUGCCGGAACCAAAACUCGAAGUGGAGCACGUAACCGAUUUUGAGAAGAAAGCGGCACACCAAAUCUCCUUGGAAAACGUGGAGACAAAUACGAAGUGUAAAAAUGAUUCGGCAAAACUUGUCAACGGAGCUUCAACACGCCAAGCAGACAUACAAGAUGAUUUGGAAUCGACAGAAAAGCUGCUUGAAGCAUUGCCUCCAGCAGUUGAACCUCCUGAACAAGAGUUGCCCUUACAAAACAACACGCAGAAUGUAAGCAGUGCUCGGGUUCUCCCAGCUCAAGAACCCGCAGUCUCGCUUGAGUACAGCGGGAGGGACGCAAGACAGACCGAUGGUGAUCAGCAAAAGACGAUAACUCGCAGACCUCUGCCUCCACGUCCUGUCCAACCGUCGUUAGAACCCAGGAAGAGAAGCUCGGAGAGCAAGAAAUCAAAUCAGAAUGAAACAUCUAAAUCAUGUGGAGAUCAUGUGGAUCUGCCAAAGGCUCGUCCUCUAUCUGCCAGAGAGAGAAGACGACUGAGGCACUCGAAAGACAUUGCCUGCCAAUCAGGUGCCGAAAGAUCAUCUCAUGAUGUCACCGGUUCCGAGGCCCAAAUCUGCAACACUCCAGUUUCCAACUCUAUUUCAGACUUUAUUACUCAGACCAAUAAGCGGGAAAAGGAUGAAGAUGAACCCAGCUCUUCCACAAGCUCCACAGAGCAUGCAGAGGGAGAUGGCAUGGAAAGAAGAGCCGAAUCCAAAGACAUGCAAGAUUUAGUCCACAUGAUGACCCAAACUUUGAGGAUGGUUGGUGGAAACGAGGGGGACAAACAUGGAUUUGGCUCUACAUUGCUGCCAGAAUUCAAAUUUAACAGGAAGUACAGGGACACCCUGGUGCUCCAUGGCAAGGCUCGACAGGAAUCAGAGAACUUGUCACUGGGUGAAAUCCCCAUAGGCUCCAAGUCUGGUCCAGCCAAGAUCAGGAGGGCCAUCGAGCUCCUGAGAACUGAUGUGGUGAAGGGCCUGGGAGUCAAGCUCUUGGACAAAGUCCUGGAAAUCAUGGAGAAGGAGGUGGAUGACGAUAAGCGAGAAUUGUGCCUUCGUCAGCAGAUGGGGGAUGACAAGUAUCACGCUUAUGCUGUGAUGGUGAGGCAACUGAAAUUCUUUGAGGAGGUCGCGUUAGAGGUUUAGAAAAAGAACUGACGUCAGAGCUUUCACCAAUGAGGCAAGUGCCAUGACAAGUGCCACUUCCUGUCUACAGAAAGAUUCUCAUUUAUAUUUCUUGCGUCCAUUUUUGCAUCGACACCAUGCAAAACAAUGACAUGUAAAUAACCGAGUAUCAUUAUUUAUAGCCUUAUCUUGCAGUUUUGUAUUUUUCACAAUGUCUAUGCAAACAUCUUCAAUUACGUUGAAAGGACUUCAAGUAACUUGCUAUAAUCGAGUACUUAGUUUAAUUUAUUAUGUGAGCCAGAAUAUCAUUAAUAGAAUAAGACUUAUUUUCAUUUGUCUUAUACACAAUGUAGACGCAUUGUAUCAUAGAUAUUGACAAUAAAAUUAUUUCUGAUAAA
Hippocampus comes (tiger tail seahorse) is the source of this 3163-nucleotide messenger RNA. RefSeq names its product NIMA-related kinase 4 (gene nek4). Gene Ontology annotation, molecular function: protein kinase activity; ATP binding. The transcript has 16 exons. NCBI's taxonomy places the organism in Eukaryota, Metazoa, Chordata, Actinopteri, Syngnathiformes, Syngnathidae. Gene Ontology annotation, biological process: protein phosphorylation. The record is from RefSeq and is a predicted model, not a curated record. The coding region runs from base 231 to 2786 and encodes 851 amino acids.